GUCUCUGGAAGAGUAAGGGAUGUUGGGUCAUGUCAAAUGAUUAUGGCUAUUUAAAAUAUAUUUUAUGUACUUUUAAAGUGAGUAGUAAUUAGUCUCCUCAUAAAGCCAAGAUUUUGUUCUAGAACGAUUCAUCCGGGUGCGGGAUUAUAUUGACCUUCACCUUCCUUCACUGAGUGUAAACAGGAAAGCAGUUUUAAAUGAGUUGGUUUAACAGAUUUACCACUCCCAGAAGGAGCGUUCUUUCCAUAUCAGCAGAGAAAGACUUUGAAAGGGAAAAAAAGAAACUAGAAAUUCUAGAUGAAAGGAGUAAGAAGCUAUAUAAGGACAUGAAGAGAUGUACAGAAGCUGCUGCAGCACUGUCUAAAUGUGAAAGUAAGAUGAGUCAGGAUUUAGUGGCCAGUUCCUUAUGCCAGAGUGAACCAGACCUUUUGUUACUAGUGGAGGAUUGGAAUGCUGCUGUUGUAAGGCUGGAUCUUUUAAUGCAGGAGAUGAACACGAAUGCCCAAAAGGCUGUUGUUGAGCCCAUGAAAAAGUUCAACAGUGUGUUCCCCAGUGUCCAGUCUGCCAUUAAGAAACGAGAGCAGAGUUUACAGGAAUACAAUAAAUGCCAGUCAAAGGUUGAAAAAUAUCAGGACAGAGAGAGAACUGGGCCCACUGUUGUCAAAUUGGAAAAUGCAAAGAAGGCCCUGAAUGCAGCUAAAGAGGAGUUUGAGUACCUGAACAGCCAGUUGAUGGAAGAUAUGCCAAGGCUUUAUGAAGGCAGGAUGGAAUAUUUCAGGCCUUGUUUUCAGGCACUGAUCAGAUCUCAGGUGGCUUAUUUUACUGAAGCUUUUAAAAUUUAUACAGAAUUAUCUUUACAAUUCAACAAAGUAACUGAAGUUCCUCCUGAUGAAAAAUAUGACACUAGCCUACAACAAAAACUAUCUGAAAUCAAGUCGUUAUCCAUAGUAGCAGAUGACUGAGAAAGUCGAAAUCCCAUACCAGUAAAAUGACAACCAUAGAAAUGCUUAUUCAAGACCUAGUUCAAUAAAAAAAGUCCACAUAGAAACCAGA
This is a messenger RNA of Lingula anatina, 1053 nucleotides long. Its product is annotated as bridging integrator 3. The record is from RefSeq and is a predicted model, not a curated record. Gene Ontology annotation, biological process: plasma membrane tubulation; endocytosis; actin cortical patch localization. Lineage: Eukaryota; Metazoa; Brachiopoda; Lingulata; Lingulida; Lingulidae. Gene Ontology annotation, molecular function: protein binding; lipid binding. Gene Ontology annotation, cellular component: actin cytoskeleton; cytoplasm.